GGGCUGCGUGGCCCACGCCCCGUGUCCACUCCGGCCACCGGGCGUGGGACUGUGUCCCUGUGUGUCGCUGACACACCCGCACACUAAUAAGAGCCCCUGCUUCGACGUGCGUGUCAUGGCUUAAAAAUAGAUGCUAAUCCGUCAACCGGCCUGGCAGUGGCAGCCGCCGCGGCGGCAGCGGCGGUGGGAAGUCAUGGCCAUGGGGCUGCCUGCACCUGCGAUCUGCCUAGGGGACUGAGACCCGCGCCGCCUUCCAAGCAUCACACAAGCAGCAGAACCUGUUUCCAGAAAAGGCUGUUUUGGAAUCAAGUGGUGGGGUCUUUCGCCCUUGAGAGAAAAGGGCCCAGCACAGUUGGCAGGAAAGGAAGCAGCUGCUGUGGACUCACGCAGGUGUCACUCACAUCCCUGCCUCUUCCAGCAGCAGCUACCUGGAGACUGACCCCCCAUCACUGCGGCCACCCUUGUUCCUGCUGCCACUAAGAUGUGCCCUGGUAACUGGCUCUGGGCCUCAGUGACAUUUAUGGCCCGCUUCUCCCGGAGCGGCUCAAGGUCUCCUGUUCGCACUCGAGGGGCCCUGGAGGAGAUGCCAGCUGUUCAGCAUUCCUUCCUCAACGUCUUCGAGUUGGAGAGGCUUCUGUAUACGGGCAAGACAGCCUGUAACCAUGCUGAUGAGGUCUGGCCAGGCCUCUACCUCGGAGACCAGGAAAUAGCCAACAACCACCGGGAGCUCCGUCGCCUGGGCAUCACCCACGUCCUCAACGCCUCUCAUAGCAGGUGGCGAGGGACCCCCGAGGCCUACCAGGGGCUAGGCAUCCGCUACCUGGGGGUCGAGGCCCAUGACUCUCCAGCCUUCGAUAUGAGUGUCCACUUCCAGGCGGCCGCUGACUUCAUCCACCGGGCGCUGAGCCAGCCAGGAGGGAGGAUCCUGGUGCACUGCGCCGUGGGAGUGAGCCGGUCGGCCACCCUAGUGCUGGCCUACCUCAUGCUGUACCACCGCCUCACCCUCGUGGAAGCCAUCAAGAAAGUCAAGGACCACCGAGGCAUCAUCCCCAAUCGGGGCUUCUUGAGACAGCUCCUGGCCCUGGACCGCAGGCUGCGGCAGGGACUGGAGGCUUGAGGUGGGGAGGGGAGGUCAGGCCAGGCCUGCAGGUCCCAGGAUCCCAGCUGGAGCGAAGAGGUCCCGUUAACCCGUUCUCUGCUGAGAGGGCCCCGAAAGUUCCCCCAGGCCACAGUUUGCUAUUUGUCAAGAGGGGCUGGGCUGGGGAGGAGGGGUUGAGAUUGGGCCUCUUGACGGCCGCCAGGAGGGAGCUGACCAGGAAAGGAAGUAGCUGGGUUGGAGGUAGAAGUCGGUCCUGGGACCCCGACUGGAUUCCGGCCAGGGUGCCCCCGGAGAGUCACAACCCCCUCCCCUCUUUGUGCUCCACUGUUCCCCUCCCUAGCGUAUCAAAACUAAAGGACCGUCUCAGUCCUGUGCCUGUGCGGGGAGUCAGGGAUGCAGCACGCACCACUGUAUGGUCUAGAGUUGUGUGGAGUUGGUAGUGGAGGGACAGACGGUGAAGAGAUGGUGUGAAAAGCUAAGGGAGAAACCCACAGACUUGUUACUCCAAACACAGGGAGAAGAGGUGUGGGAGGCUUGGCGCUGUGCCCGUGGGUGCUGGUCGUGGCCCAAAACGGCAGAGGUGCAUGACUGGGUGUGUAGAUAAUCACUCGCUUACUAGAUCCAGAUGUCUCCAAGAAAAAUAAAGAUGGUGAAUACAAA
Messenger RNA from Phacochoerus africanus (Common warthog), 1759 nucleotides. It is a transcript of the gene DUSP26, whose product is annotated as dual specificity phosphatase 26. Gene Ontology annotation, cellular component: cytoplasm. The transcript has 5 exons. Lineage: Eukaryota; Metazoa; Chordata; Mammalia; Artiodactyla; Suidae. The record is from RefSeq and is a predicted model, not a curated record. Gene Ontology annotation, biological process: negative regulation of MAPK cascade; protein dephosphorylation. The coding region runs from base 482 to 1117 and encodes 211 amino acids. Gene Ontology annotation, molecular function: protein tyrosine/serine/threonine phosphatase activity; MAP kinase phosphatase activity.